GCUGCAGUUUAACAACAACCAGCUGGUUAAAGUAAUUCAUUAACUUAAACCGUCUACUUUCAAUGUCACCGUUGACCUAUUUUAGUACGGAACAGUCAGCUAAAGAUUUAUAAUAUAACUUUUUUUUCUGUAAUUUCAUCCACCUACCGGAGAAAAUUACUAAACACUGAGACUGAACUGCAUUCAAUGCUGGAUCUAUCGCUUUUUGAAACUAUCUGCAGCUGCUUGAGCCACGUGACAUUCCUUUCUUUCCACGGAAGUCUAUGGAGUGUCGCCACUCUCAGUUAUACCACACUCUGGUCGAAAACAACUCAGUGGAAAACAUCUGCCGUGGAAUGCGCACACAUCCAACGACGCCUUACCAGCGUUUAUUAGAUCGAUAUAACUAGUGUGUCGUGGGUCUUAUGAGAUUACUAAAAGCAGUCCGAGGACGGUUUUGGUGUUUUGGAUUCUUGAAUGUUUGCACUGAAAAUGUCUUCGGUUCAACCCCAGAGAGAGAUGAGCACCGAGCAGGAAACUCCUGCUGAAGAACAGUUCACUGAGUUCAAAGAAAUCUUCGUCAAGCCGGAGGAAGAGAUGGAUGAUCAGCGCAGACUGCUGGAUUUCAGCCGGAUACCUCUGAUAAUCUUACACCGAAUAGAUCCCGAAAAAUAUUGUGCAUGUAAAGACGAGGGGGUUCGCACUGAACUCGGCAACCAGGAGAGGAACUCCACUUUCAAUGAAGACAUUCCAGAACCUUGUCAGAUAAAAGGGUGGGGGAAGGAAAUAGAGCUUCUGAAGAUAAAACAGGAGAAAGUGGAACCAGAACAUCAACUGUUCAAUGAGAAAGAGAGGCAAUUCUGCAUCGGUCAGGUUGAAAAGCAGUUUGUGCUGAAACAUAAGACUGGUGACAUUUUAAUGAUUUCUUCUAAUGUGCAAAGACUCCAAAAUGAAAUGGAACCAAACAGGAACCAACUCAAGUCUCAGGCCUCCCCUGAAGUUGCAAGCCAACAGCAGGGAGAAAACAAUAAUGAGGACCCAGGAAAAGUUAGAGUAAAGCAGAAACAAAAUGAGAGAGGUGAGCAAACCAAAGAGCAGGAAAGAGCUGCUGACAUUUCAAGAGAAAAAAUUAACAACACUCACUCUGGGACAAAUAAAUAUUCUGCUAAAAUUGGUUCUGAAAACUUUUUUAAAAAAAGUCCCAUGAGAACAUUCAAGAUGAAGAUGCCUUUCUCAUGUACAAGCUGUGGUAAAAGGUUUCCCUAUAGGUACUCUUUAACUGUUCACAUGAGAACUCACACAGGUGAGAAACCAUUUACAUGUACAGCUUGUGGAAAAAGUUUCACGCACAGAUGUAUAUUAACUUAUCACAUGAGGAUUCACACAGGCGAGAAGCCAUUCACAUGUGCAGCCUGUGGAAAAAGUUUCACUCGCAGAUGUUAUUUGACUUAUCAUAUGAGGUUUCACACAGGCGAGAAGCCAUUCACAUGUGCAGACUGUGGAAAGAGUUACAGGUAUAAAAGUAGUUUAACUUAUCACAUGAGAACUCACACAAGUGAGAAGCCAUUCGCAUGUACAGCCUGUGGAAAGAGCUACACGGCUAAAUGUAGUUUAAUUCGUCACAUGAUAAGUCACACAGGUGAGAAGCCAUUCACAUGUACAGUCUGUGGAAAGGGCUACAUGGAUAAAUGUGAUUUAAUUCGUCACAUGAAAAGUCACACAGGUGAGAAGCCAUUCGCAUGUACAGCCUGUGGAAAAAGUUUCACUCACAGACGUAUAUUAACUUAUCACGUUAGGAUUCACACAGGCGAGAAGUCAUUCACAUGUGCAUACUGUGGAAAGAGUUACAGGGGUAAAAGUGGUUUAACUUAUCACAUGAGAACUCACACAGACGAGAAGCCAUUCACAUGUGCAGACUGUGGAAAGAGUUACAGGUAUAAAAGUAGUUUAACUUAUCACGUUAGGAUUCACACAGGCGAGAAGCCAUUCACAUGUGCAGACUGUGGAAAGAGUUACAAGGAUAAAAGUAGUUUAACUUAUCACAUGAGAACUCACACAGGUGAGAAGCCAUUCGCAUGUACAGCCUGUGGAAAGGGCUACACGGAUAAAUGUGGUGUAAUUCGUCACAUGAAAAGUCACACAGGUGAGAAGCCAUUCACAUGUACAGCCUGUGGAAAGGGCUACAUGGAUAAAUGUGGUUUAAUUCGUCACAUGAAAAGUCACACAGGUGAGAAGCCAUUCACAUGUACAGUCUGUGGAAAGGGCUACAUGGAUAAAUGUGAUUUAAUUCGUCACAUGAAAAGUCACACAGGUGAGAAGCCAUUCGCAUGUACAGCCUGUGGAAAAAGUUUCACUCACAGACGUAUAUUAACUUAUCACGUUAGGAUUCACACAGGCGAGAAGUCAUUCACAUGUGCAUACUGUGGAAAGAGUUACAGGGGUAAAAGUGGUUUAACUUAUCACAUGAGAACUCACACAGACGAGAAGCCAUUCACAUGUGCAGACUGUGGAAAGAGUUACAGGUAUAAAAGUAGUUUAACUUAUCACGUUAGGAUUCACACAGGCGAGAAGCCAUUCACAUGUGCAGACUGUGGAAAGAGUUACAAGGAUAAAAGUAGUUUAACUUAUCACAUGAGAACUCACACAGGUGAGAAGCCAUUCGCAUGUACAGCCUGUGGAAAGGGCUACACGGAUAAAUGUGGUGUAAUUCGUCACAUGAAAAGUCACACAGGUGAGAAGCCAUUCACAUGUACAGCCUGUGGAAAGGGCUACAUGGAUAAAUGUGGUUUAAUUCGUCACAUGAAAAGUCACACAGGUGAGAAGCCAUUCACAUGUACAGCCUGUGGAAAAAGUUUCACUUACAGAUGUUAUUUAACUUAUCACAUGAGGAUUCACAGAGGCAAGGAAGCAUUCGCAUGUUCAGCCUGUGGAAAGAGUUACAGGAAAAAAAGUGGUUUAACUGUUCACAUGAGAACUCACACAGGUGAGAAGCCAUUCCAAUGUACAGCCUGUGGAAAGAGUUACAGGAAAAAAAGUGGUUUAACUGCUCACAUGAGAACUCACACAGGUGAGAAGCCAUUCCAAUGUACAGCCUGUGGAAAGAGUUACAUAGAUAAAACAAGUUUAGCUUAUCACAUGAAAACUCACACAGAUGAGAAGCCUUUCACAUGUAUGACUUGUCAAAAAGGUUUUAUUAACAAACACAAGUUAACAAUUCACAUGAGAAGUCACACAGGUGAGAAGCCAUUCAUAUGUACAGCCUGUGGAAAGAGUUACAGGCAAAAAGUUGGUUUAACUUAUCACAUGAGAAGUCACACAGGUGAGAAGCCAUUCCAAUGUACAGCCUGUGGAAAGAGUUACAGGCAAAAAGUUGGUUUAACUGUUCACAUGAGAAGUCACACAGGUGAGAAGCCUUUCACAUGUACGGCCUGUGGAAAGAGUUACAGGCAAAAAGUUGGUUUAACUUAUCACAUGAGAAGUCACACAGGUGAGAAGCCAUUCCAAUGUACAGCCUGUGGAAAGAGUUACAGGCAAAAAGUUGAUUUAACUGUUCACAUGAGAAGUCACACAGGUGAGAAGCCAUUCCAAUGUACAGCCUGUGGAAAGAGUUACAGGGAUAAAAGUAAUUUAAUUCGUCACAUGAGAACUCACACAGGUGAGAAACCAUUCACAUGUACAGCCUAUGAAUCAAAUUUGACAAAAGUUAUUUAACUUAAAAAGGAAAAUUCACACAGAUUAGAACGAAAUUCUCCUGGAUGUCUUGCCAAAAUAAAUCAGGCAAUAAUUACAAUCAUUUUUAUUAAAAUUCUUUUAUUAAAUGUUUUGAUUCUCAAAUUAGAUAUUUGUGCCAGGAUGAAAAGGGUUAAAAUGUUGUCAGAGUAUGUUUACGAUCACAACACAUUGAUAAACUGUAUUUAAUUAUAAGUCCAUUAACGGUCACUUGCCUGAUGCUAGAUUUUGAAGUCAAGCUUUUUGGUUGAUGUUCACUGAUUAGCAUUUUUCCUCUGGCAACGGCGUUGUGAAAUAAUUAUUUUGUAAUUAAAACUAACAAAUGUCUGGUCACUGCACCAUUCUGUCCUGUU
This is a messenger RNA of Fundulus heteroclitus (mummichog), 4061 nucleotides long. RefSeq names its product zinc finger protein 585A-like. Gene Ontology annotation, biological process: regulation of transcription by RNA polymerase II. Lineage: Eukaryota; Metazoa; Chordata; Actinopteri; Cyprinodontiformes; Fundulidae. The record is from RefSeq and is a predicted model, not a curated record. The coding region runs from base 457 to 3690 and encodes 1077 amino acids. Gene Ontology annotation, molecular function: RNA polymerase II cis-regulatory region sequence-specific DNA binding; DNA-binding transcription factor activity. The transcript is spliced from 3 exons.